AUGUUUGGGAUCCACAGGAAAAUCAGCAGCAACAACAUGGCACCCGUCCUCCCUUUCCUCCUCCUACUCCUCCUCGGUUCUCACACAAUCGACGCUCGACCGACCGUCAAUGCCUUACUUUCCACCUUCCGCGGCCCAGCGCGGCUCCUCCAAGCCGCGGCGGAAUGCACGGGAGCGUCGGAGGCCUGCCCCGGCGGCCGCGGCGGCUGCGUCGCAACGUCGCGCCUCUGCGAUGGCGUGCCUGACUGCGGCGACGCGAGCGACGAGGGCGUCGACUUCUGCGACGCGCUGCUGUACCCGCCGUACGAGGAGGGCAGCGUGUGCAACCCCGAGCAGUUCCAGCUCUACUGCCCCAGCGGCGGCGGGUGCAUGCAGGAAUCCGAGGCGUGCGACGGCAAGCCCAACUGCGCCGACGGAAGCGACGAGUCGCUCGCGUUCUGCACGAACUUCGUCUGCGACAACGUUGGGAGGGCCUACUGCCCGUCUAAGAUCGGUUGCAUGCCUCUGGGUGGCGAGUGCAACGGUGUGGUCGACUGUGCGGAUGGCAGUGAUGAGGGACCCCAAUGCCCCGGGUAUCAAGGCGGCUCAUCCGGCAGUGGUGGCACGUCAACAACAAACAGCACUGCCCCUAGCACCGGCAGUGACGGGUCGUCUGACUCAUCAACGAACGGCACUGCUCCCAGCAGCGGAGGCGGGUCCGUGACUGGAGGCGGGUCCGUGACUGGAGGCGGGUCCGUGACUGGAGGCGGGUCCGUGACUGGAGGCCCGGCUGUGUUGAGUCCUGAGGCUAAGAAUGCAGCUUUGGAGGCAAAAAAGAAGAAGCAGGCAGAGAAAGCGGCGGCAAUUGCUGAGAAGAAGCGGAAGCAGGAGGAAAAGGCUGCUGCGAUUGCGGAAAAGAAGAGGAAGCAGGAGGAAAAAGCGGCCGCGAUCGCGGAGAAGAAAAGGAAGCAGGAAGAGAAGGCAGCUGCGAUUGCAGAGAAGAAGAGGCUGCAAGAAGCGAAGGCUGCUGCUGUUGCUGAGAAGAAGCGGAAACAGGAGGAGAAGGCCGCUGCGAUUGAAGCAAAGAAGAAGAAACAGGCUGAGAGGGCCGCUGCUAUUGAGGCUAAGAACUCACGAGUGGAAGUACGGUAG
Molecule: messenger RNA, 1131 nt
Organism: Closterium sp. NIES-65
Lineage: Eukaryota; Viridiplantae; Streptophyta; Zygnematophyceae; Desmidiales; Closteriaceae
Source: the annotation of a GenBank genome assembly